UAUAGUUUGGUGCGUCUCAGCCGACUGCUGCCGUACCAUCGCGUAGCUUUUUGGCUACCACACCAAGUAAGACUGAAUAUUAACUAUAAACAGUGAAGAAAAUGAGUUUAGCUUGAGGAUAUUUUUUCGUUGGAAAACACUUAAUCGGUGUCUGGCAACUGAACGGCACGGAGGCUAUACAGGACAUCCCGUGCGUCUCGGUUUACUCUGAAACUUGCAGCUAUUCAGUGUAGCCAACGCUGCUCCAGUGCAUGAUAUUAGUGUUCCCGUCUCUAGUGAACACCAAGGAAUUGCCUCGGGCCCGCCUCUGCUGUAUUUAAGCCUGCAAACCAACCGAGGACACCCUCGCCACUCCCCACCCCCCACCACCAAAAAAAGAAACUGGACUGAGCAGACGACGCACGGACCACUGAACGUUGAUCCUCAGUGGCAGUUUAUCCUGUGCUUCAACUCCAAACCUGGCUUCAUCACCUGCUGAAAGUGACCCUUUGUGGGUCUCUCUUCCCCUCUCUCUCUCUCUCUCUCCUUCUGCUGGGGUUGUUCCCUAGUGGAUUCCUAAUUCCCCUCUCUCUCUCUCUCUCCUGCUGGGGUUGUUCCUUAGUGGAGUCCUAAUUCCUCUCUCUCUCUCUCUCUCCCCUUCUGCUGGGGUUAUUCCCUAGUGGAGUCCUAAUUCCUCUCUCUCUCUCUCUCCUUCUGCUGGGGUUAUUCCCUAGUGGAGUCCUAAUUCCUCUCUCUCUCCUGCUUGGGUUAUUCCCUAGUGGUCCUAAUUCCUCUCUCUCUCUCUCUCCUUCUGCUGGGGGUUAUUCCCUAGUGGAGUACUAAUUCCUCUCUCUCCUGCUGGGGUUAUUCCCUAGUGGAGUCCUAAUUCCUCUCUCCUUCUGCUGGGGUUGUUCCCUAGUGGAUUCCUAAUUCCUCUCUCUCCUGCUGGGGUUGUUCCUGGUGGACUCAUAAUUCUUCUCUCUCCUUCUGCUGGGGUUGUUCCCAGUGGAUUCAUAAUUCCUCUCUCCUUCUGCUGGGGUUAUUCCCUAGUGGAGUCCUAAUUCCUCUCUCUCCUUCUGCUGGGGUUAUUCCCUAGUGGACUCCUAAUUCCUCUCUCUCCUUCUGCUGGGGUUAUUCCCUAGUGGAGUCCUAAUUCCUCUCUCUCUCCUUCUGCUGGGGUUAUUCCCUAGUGGAGUCCUAAUUCCUCUCUCCUUCUGCUGGGGUUAUUCCCUAGUGGAGUCCUAAUUCCUCUCUCUCUCCUUCUGCUGGGGUUAUUCCCUAGUGGAGUCCUAAUUCCUCUCUCUCUCCUGCUGGGGUUAUUCCCUAGUGGACUCCUAAUUCCUCUCUCUCCUUCUGCUGGGGUUAUUCCCUAGUGGAUUCCUAAUUCCUCUCUGGGUUGUUCUCUGGUGGGUUUCUGAUCCCUCUCUCUCCUCCAGCUGGGCUUGUUCCCCAGUGCACUCCUAAUUCCUUCUCCUCCUGCUAGGGUUGUUUCCUGGUGGGUUCCCAAUACCUCUCCUGCUGGGUUGUUUCCCAGUGGACUUCUAAUUCUCCUGUAUUCUUCUGCUGAGUUUGUUUCUCAGUGGGUUUCUAAUUACUCUGUUAUACUAGGAUCAAAGGGCUUUCAUAGCCUCUUGGGUGUUUCAAAAUCCCUCUUUUCUUGUUCUAUUGUGAUUACUACUUCGUCUGCUACUUCCUACUUUUUGAGCCAUAAUGGUGGCUGACUUGAAGAUUAAAGAUGUGCCACGAUCACUUGUUAGGGUACCUGGUAGUGGGCGGGGCCAUGGUGCUGCUGCUCCUGCCAUAAGUUGUGAUCUGGGCAGGGUCUCCUCACUAGCUGCCACAAUACCAGUCAAUCCCUGCCUGCCAGCCAUCAUGAUAGGAACUAAAAUGGUUGCAGUAUCAUCCACCAAUUACCAAGCCAAAAACAAGCUUGCCACAGUUGGUAUCCAAGGCAUCUCUGCUAAUGUUUCCACUAGAAGACCAGUUAACUCUGAGGCAGAAGCUGAGAUAAGGCAAGGAACCAAGAGGGCACGGGUAAGUGUCGACUCCACAACUACGAAUGCUUCCUCCUGCGAGCCAGUGGGAGUCUCCCCUGGAACGCAAUCAAAUGGAAACCAAGAGAGGCCAAAUCCCACAACCAAAAGGAGGGUAGUCACUGCGAGGAGGACUCAACCCCGACGUGUCCUGUCAUCAGACUACAGCAGGAGUAUAGAAGAUCUGCUGGAAGAGCAGAGGAACCUUCGUGAAGAGAACCGGCUGUUGCAGCAGCAGCUUGCACACUACACACGCAUGCGCCUGUAGAGGGAAAGGCGCCUACUUGAAAUUGUUUAAUAGUGACAUGAAUGAACAGCAACACUGGCUGAGGCAGUUGCAGUGAUUAGCAGCCAAUCAUGUGCUGCCUCUUUGAUGAUAGAUGGAUGGCUACUAAAACUGAAGUAGAUUAAUUUUGGCAACAACAGCAGUUGCCACAUCGUCCACAUUUAUAACCAUCAUUCACAAUUUAUAACCAUCAUUCACAAUAUGUACAAAAAAAUUAAACUUAUUUUAUUUUAAUAGUAAACUUACUGAAAUGAUGAAAAACAAUGGGAUUUUUAGUAUAUUUAAUGAAAACAAAAUCUAUUAAUAUUGUAUGAAUUUGGGAAACCUUUCGAUGUGAAAAGAUCCUUUGCUUUGGUAUUUCCUCCAAACCUUGGCUGCUCUCAGCUCAGCAGGGAUAUCAGAGCAUCAAAGAACUUGCUGCGGUCCUCCACACUGAGGCGUACCACUGGGGGAGUAGCAGGACACAUGUUACAGUACGAUCUCAUCAAAUUGUUACUAACUUUACAUUGGGAAUAAAUAAUUUAUUGUGUACUAUUUUUCAUGCAGUAAAGUAUUCACUAUACGGUCAAGAUUUUUUUGAGGAAACAAAUAUAUAUGCAUACAUACAUAUAUGUACUAUGUAUUAUAACCUGCCCUUUCUUGUACAUGAUGUGGCAUUCAAGCAAAUGUGAAAGAAAUCAGUCCUAUCUAAAAAAUAAAAAAGAAUUUGCACCAUUUCAUAGACAUUUACCAGUAAACUGUCAUAUAUACAUUUUAACAUGUAUAUCACCACCACUUGAUCUGCAGCCAGCCAGCUGUGUGAGGCAGACUGUAUACUGGGAACUGAAACCCUACUGGGCACACAAGAUAGUACAUGAUGUCAGAUGAACUAAGGUGAAUUAUGGCUGACCUUUUUGUUUUAAAGCCACUACAUCUUCAGGAAAAGGCUGUAUAUAACACACACACACACACACACACACACACACACACACUGUAUAGAAAGUAUGCUAAGCACUAUCAAAGAAAAGCUCCAGUAGAUUUAUCAUAUGAUGAAAGAUACACUUGCAUUUCCUUUAAUGGUUGAUAGCAGAGAUAUCAGUCAGAAUGCCAAGAACAAGCCACCCUUUUCUUUGCCCUUUUGUACUUGUUUUAAGCAAACCCUCCAUAUCUUAUAUUGGGCUGGCACAAAUGCAGGCCAUCAAGACCGAAGCAGUUGCUCUGAGUUAUGUUAAUGUUAUACAAAUACAACUUAAAUUUGACUCAAAAUAUGCAAACUUAGAGCACCAGUUUCAGGAAAGUCUGAAUUUGGCACUUUGCAUCCCUUCUAUGUAGAAUUUUACUCAUUUCAAAUUGGUUAUAAAUAUUCAGCUGAGUAACAUUCUACAUAGUGGAUUCACACAGAUGAUACUAACUUAAACUUUCAACCAAUAUCUGUACGUGUACAAAUUACAACAAAUUCAAAAGGAAAAUUAUUUACUUGCCAUUUGUAUCAAAAUAGUCCAGGUCUGCCUUGGCAUUUGUCUUCUCAGCUGCCUGUUCAAAUGCCUUCCCCAGAAGGCUGCAAAAUAAGGUCCAACACUUCAUUUCCCAUACAAAACUUUCAAAUAUUUAUUAUUUUGCUCAACAUCUACUCUUACUUUUGAUUUUGAUGAUAACAAAACCUGAAGGACCAAAAUGUCUGCUGUAGUUUCUUCUCUUGUGUUCCUAUGAAUAUCCGGUAAUGCUUAAAUUUACUCUUCACAGAGAUCAUCAAUGCCCAUACACACACACAGAGAUCAUCAAUGCCCAUACACACACACAAUGGUCAACCUUUGACUUCCAUCUCCUCUCGUGACUGUCAAGCCACAGGCGUACUGUGCACACACUGCUAAGCUUUCAAGUCUUGACAUUUAGCAAGACUUAAUUAACUGUUUAGUUUCCUACUGUAAACAUAUAAAUUUUUAGUUUGGUUC
Scylla paramamosain (green mud crab) is the source of this 4229-nucleotide messenger RNA. RefSeq lists its product as uncharacterized. The transcript has 2 exons. NCBI's taxonomy places the organism in Eukaryota, Metazoa, Arthropoda, Malacostraca, Decapoda, Portunidae. The record is from RefSeq and is a predicted model, not a curated record. The coding region runs from base 1690 to 2280 and encodes 196 amino acids.